AACGUCGGACCGGAAGUGUGUGUCCGUUUAUGAGCGGCAGCUUCCGGUGGUCGGUGCGGUUGGUCCGUUACACGGUGUUUAACGGCUGAGCACGCGCAGCCUCUACGGAUGGAGGAACCGUGACGUGUUUACCGGAGAGGACCGGAAGAGGAGACUGUUCCCCCCCCCCCCGCCCGGUGAUGGAGGGGGCGGAGUCCAGCAGGUAUGUGGCCCAGCUGAAGGCGGAGUUUGACAGCUGUGACUCAACGUGUUCUGGUUUCCUGGACCGGCUGGAGCUGACGGAGCUCUGCAGGAAGCUGCAGCUGGACGCUCACCUGCCGCUGCUGCUGGACACGCUGCUGGGAGGACGCUCCUACGCCCGGGUGAACUUUGAGGAGUUUAAGGACGGCUUCGUGGCCGUUCUCUCUCGUUCUCUGGACUUCAGCACGUCAGAGGACGACAGCAGCUACCUGCAGCCAGUGGUGCCGGAGGAGGUGAAGCCAAAGUUUGUGAAGGGAACGAAGCGUUAUGGCCGCCGCUCUCGUCCCGACAGCCAAUCAGACGCUGCGCUGACCUGUGACUCUGAGGAUUCGCCGCCGUCUCGAACCGAGGCGUCUGAUUCGUCCCCGGCCGGCGUCCGCAGGGCCAAACUGAGACGGUCCACGUCUCUGGAGAGCGUCGAGAGCCUGAAGUCUGACGAAGAGGCAGGAAGUCCCAAGAGCAUCCCGCCAGACUGUCAGAGUAAAGGAGGUCAGGAGGAGGAGGAGGAGCAGCAGGGAGGAAGAGGAGGGGCAGUAGGAGGAGCAAGAGGAGGAGGAGGAGCCUUCGAGCCCGGCCUGCAGGAGCUGGACGUGCUGGACAACAGAGUCAGCCUCAGAGACUUCCAGAAAGUUCUGUGUGGCUCCGCCCCCGUCUCCUGCUCCACCCCCGUUAGAGGCGCCGACCUGCAGAGGGCGCCACCGCACACGCGCAGACACUCCGACCUGCAGAGGGCGCCACCGCACACGCUAAGACACUCCGACCUGCAGAGGGCGCCACCGCACACGCGCAGACACUCCGACCUGCAGAGGGCGCCACCGCACACGCUCAGACACUCCGACCUGCAGAGGGCGCCACACACGGCUCAGGUGCUGUUAGAGGAGCGCUCGGUCCGCUCCACCUCUCCCUCCCUGCUGACGGCCACCGUGGGGCAGAAGGUUCUCAGCCGGCUGGACGACGGAUCAGGAUGUACGAGUCCCGACAGAGUCAUCGGCCUCUGGACCGAGGAGGGGAUCCGCAACAGCCGGGACAUCCUGCAGACUCUGGACUUCUCUCUGGAGGAGCGUCUCAGUCUGGCAGAUCUCACUCUGGCUCUGGACAACGAGCUGCUGGUCAGUGGAAACGGCAUCCAGCAGGCGGCGCUGAUCUCCUACAAGAACGAGCUCCAGCACCUGCAGGUGGCAGCAGAGCAGGCCUGCAGGGAGAGGGAUAAGGUGAAGUCAGAUCUGGAUCUGGCCGACCAGAGAAACCUGCAGCUGGUCCGAGAGGUGGACGACCGGCACGCCAGCAUGGAAACCCUGAACCAGAGCAGGAUCAGGGACCUGGAGCAGGACUUCCGUGAUAGGCUGACGGCUCUGCGCAGUCAGUCUGAGCAGGAGAGCGAGGCGCUGCUGCAGCAGGUGGAGAGAGAGCGCAGCACCCUGCAGGAGGAGCUGCAGCUGCUCAGAGUGCAGGAGGCGCAGCUACAGGAGGAGCUCUGCAGCGCCGCACAGGAUAACGGUCGUCUGGAGGAUGAACUCAGUGCUGUGAAGCUCAAACUGGCUGAAGCUCAGAGUUCAGUGACCAGACUGCAGAGAGACCUGGACCAGCUGCUGCAGGACAAGUUUGGCAGCUUGGAUCCGGCCGGCGCUGGUCUGAGUCACGAGGAGCGAUUCACAGAACUGAUCAGAGAGUACGAGCUGCGCUGCCGGGAGCUGCGGGACAGAAACGAUGAGCUGAGCUCAGAGUUGGAGCUGCUGAAGAGUCAGAAGAGCGACAAGAAGACCCGACGCUCCGACACGCUGAGCUGGAAACAACAACAACAACAACACUGUGAUAACACCGAGUCUGACUCUGACGACUCAGACAUGCAGCGCAGCUCGUCUCCUCGGGUCAGGAAGAAGCUGCAGCCGGCUGAUAAAACAGCUCUAUCCUCAUUGGACGGUGUCUCUGGUCCGUCAGUCAGUAUCCAGACUGAACUGGCUCUGGAGCAGCUGAAGCAGAAACACAAGCAGGAGCUGCAGCAGCUGCACAUCCAGCUGGAGACUCAGGUGAACUACUACGAGCGCAGUCAGGAGCUGAUGAAGCAGAGCAUGGAGGUGGAACGCAAAGACAUCUGUUCGGCCUUCAAGCUGGAGAUCAGUGAGCUGGAGGAGCAGAAAGCUGCAGCCGAGCAGCAGGUGAAGCAGCUGAAGGAGGUGAUGGAGAAACUGCAGACUCAGAUCCAACAUGGAGGAGGAGGAGGAGGAAGGUGGAGCUCUGAGCAGGAGCGCCGCAUGCAACGGGAGCGCGCCGAGCUGGAGCAGAACUUUGCCCGAGAGCUCAGUAACCUGGUGCAGAGGCUGAGCAGCGAGAAGGAUCAGCUGGAGGCUGAGCUCAGGCUGCAGAUGGACCAGGAGCUGCUGCUGGUCAGGGAGGAGGCGCAGGAGGAGGCGCAGCAGCAGCUCUCUCACAUGAAGCUGCAGCACGCCGACGCUCAGCAGCGCCUCCUGCAGGAGCUGCAGGAGCAGAGAGCAUUCUGGGAGAACCGGCUCGUCCAAUCAGAGCAGGAGAAGCUCCAGAGGGAGGAGCAGACCCGGAUCUGCUCCGAGUUCUCCACAGAGAGGAGGAGGAGGAAGGAGGAGCAGCAGGAACUCAUACACACCUCCUCCCUCAGCAUCAGCCAAUCAGAAGCCUCCUACCUGAUCCCAGAGAGGAGCUGUGUAGAGGAGCAGCUGCAGGAGGAGGAGCAGCAGGAGGAGCAGCAGCAGCAGGAGCAGCUGCAGGAAGAGCAGCAGCAGGAGGCCAAAGACCAGACCAUCAGUGCGCUGCGAUGUGAGCUGGAGGUCCUGCAGGAGGCCACGAGGAGUAAGGAGGGGCGCGUCUCCAGACUCACUGCUGAGCUGGACUCCAUGAGAACGGACCGGGCCCGACUGAUCCAGGACCUGAAGGAGCAGGCCAUGGCUGUGGAUCACCUGCGGCUGGAGCUGGACUCCGUCUCAGAGGAGCUGAGCAGGAGGAGGAGCGCCGAGGAGAGUCUGCAGGAGGUUCUGAGGCAGGAGCAGACCAGGACCCGGCAGCUCCGGUCCGGUCUGCAGGAGGAGAGGGAGGAGGUGGUCCGCCUGAGCCAGGAGGUGCAGAGCUACACCCGUCUGGUCAACCAGCUCUCCACUCAGAUCGUAGAGAUGGAGGAGGAGAUCACCUCCCUCAGAGAUCACCUCCGAGACCUCAGCGCUCAGCUCAACGACACCGCGGACCUGGUUCUGGACCUGCGCACACAGCUCAACUCCAGGAGCGGCGAGGCGAACCGGCUCCGAGACGCCGGCGAGGUCCGGCUGCUGCAGCGAGCCCUGCAGGACUCCAGGGACCAGCUGAGGAGCACGGAGGAGGACUUUGAGCGGGAGAAGAGGAGGAUGACGCAGCAGCUGCUGGAGCUGGAGACGCUGGUUCUGGAUCUGGAGGAGGUGAUGGACCCGUCCAGUCCUCACAGGACUCAGCUGGAGGAGGUGCGCUCAGACAACGGGGCUCUCCAGGAGCGGCUGACCGUGCUGCAGCAGGAAGUCACCAGCCUGGAGGACGACGUCGCCAGGAAGAGGAGGAAACUGGAGGACAUGGAGCAAGACCACAAGAGGAGCAGAGAAGAAGAAGAGAGGCUGCACAAAGAGAACUGCAGGUACCGGGAGGAGGUUCUGGAUCUGAGCAGCAGGAACCUGCAGCUGAGCAACGACAACGCCGAGCUGAGCGCCCGUCUCCAUGGAGACCAGGAGUCGGUCCGGGUGCUGCAGGAGCGCCUGGCGACGGUUACCAAGGAGCAGGAGGAGGAGGGAGCCACGGUGCGGCGGCUGCAAGAUGAGGCGCUGCAGCAGCAGGCGGCGUGGACGCAGCAGCAGGCGGCGUGGUCGCAGCAGACACAGCAGCUGGAGAGAGAGCUGAGCUGCUGCAGGGAGAAGCUGGCUCGUCUGUGUGAGCUGGAGGAGGAACUCAGCAGUGUGACUCUGAAGCAUCAGAGGUUAGAAGAGAACGAGAACCAACUGCUGAGAGACGAAGACGCCCAAAACGCCAAGGUGGAACAGUUGCAGCAGGCGGUUCUCUCUCUGCAGACGGAGGCGGAGCUUCUUCGCUCUCAGCUGCUCGCCGUUACUCAGGAGAAAGUCGGCCACGCACAGGAAGUGACCGACGUCCACAGGAAGCUGCAGGACGCCCAGAACAAGGUGGAGCAGUUGGAGGUCAGCAUCAGAAGGUUGAUGAAGGAGAAGGAGGAGCUCCAGCAGGUGAGGGAGCAGCAGGAGCAGCAGGAGCAGCAGGCCUCCGUCACUCAGCAGGAGGAAACCCACAAACUGAUAGUCCAGAACCAGGAGCUGCAACACAAGUUGGCGGAGCUGCAGGUCCAGAGUCUGGAGACCCAGAAGCUGAUCCAGGAGCAGCAGAAGCUGAAGACCAAACGGAACCAGCUGGAAACGGCAAGAGCACAGGACCAGGUGCAGCAGCUGCAGGAGCUGCAGACUCGGCUGCAGAAGGAGCAGAGGAGGAGUCAGCAGCUGGAGGAGGCGCUGAGGCUGCAGGCCCAACAGAGCUGCUCCCAGAUCAGCAUCAAGCAGGGUCAGUACGAGAAGGCGGUGGCGGCUCUGCAGCAGAGGAUGGACGAGCUGGAGGCCAAACUGAAGGCGGUUCGGGUGGUGCUGCAGGAGAAGGUGGAGCAGCUGAAAGAGCAGAUGGUGAAGAACAGGAAGUUGAGCAUGCAGCUGCAGGAAGUGUACGUUGAGACGGGUCAGCUGAUGAAGGCGCUGCAGGUCACCGAGCAGCGCCAGAAACAUGCAGAGAAGAAGAACUUCCUGCUGGAGGAGAAGAUGACCGCGCUGAACAACGUGCUGCGAGACGUCGUCCAGGCGGCGCUCGCUACCUAGGACCCCCCCCCCCCCCGAGACACCUGGUGGAGCUUCAGAAACAAAUUCAGCAGCGACUUCCUGUGAAGAAGGAAAUGAAAGUUACACCUGCAGCAUCGAUGACAUCACAGCUGCUUUGGAGCCAAUCACAGCCCAGUAUUCAGCUCCCAGCAGAGCUUCAUGUUGAAUCAGCUGAUCAUCGGCCAAUCAGAUCAGUUUAUAAUAGUAGAUGCUGAGUUUUUUUUUUUUUUUACAUUGAAACGUGUUGAAGUCACUUUUUAAUUAUGACUGUUUAUUAUGAAGCUGGAAAGAAGUUUUUAUUUACUGUUAAUACUUUUAUCAAUCAUGUAUCUGAUCACUUGUCACCAUCCUCAGCUGUAAAGUCUGUUAAACUGCUUCUGUGAC
Molecule: messenger RNA, 5483 nt
Organism: Scomber scombrus (Atlantic mackerel)
Lineage: Eukaryota; Metazoa; Chordata; Actinopteri; Scombriformes; Scombridae
Gene: ninl
Product: ninein-like
Exons: 31
Coding region: 180-5099 (1639 amino acids)
Biological process (GO): microtubule anchoring at centrosome
Cellular component (GO): centrosome
Molecular function (GO): calcium ion binding
Source: RefSeq, a predicted model, not a curated record